AUGCGUUCCUUGCUAUCACGAUUUUCGACAACCUCCCUUCCACCAAGUCAACAUUCAAGGUUUGACGACACUUGGCUUCAGCGUGCCAGCAUGUGCAAGUGGAUGUGGUGCGGCAACCUGGUUCAAUCGUCGAUGCAUGCGAGGGUGACGUCAGCAAAGCGCGACUGGCAUCAAAUGUACUCGGUAACAACCAUGGAGAAGCAGGGUGCUAUAUUUCACAUUCUUAUUGUCAAUCGGGAGGCGUUUCACGUUAGGAUAUUGGCAACUCCUAUGGAGAUGUAG
Messenger RNA from Parastagonospora nodorum SN15, 282 nucleotides. RefSeq lists its product as hypothetical. The coding region runs from base 1 to 282 and encodes 93 amino acids. NCBI's taxonomy places the organism in Eukaryota, Fungi, Ascomycota, Dothideomycetes, Pleosporales, Phaeosphaeriaceae. The transcript is spliced from 2 exons. The record is from RefSeq and is a predicted model, not a curated record.